AUGGAAGCAGCAUCGCAGGGACCGCCCAAACAAAAGACAAACGCAAACCUGUGCGGCGUUUGCGAAAGCAAUCCUGGCAAAUACAAGUGCUCGCGAUGCCGUCUUCCUUACUGCUCCGUCCAAUGUAGCAAAGCCCACCAGCAAAACCAUCCUCCAGACCCCCCGAAAGAAGAGCCCAACGCAAACAUGCCUCCGGCUGGCUCCAUCGACCCAACAAACCCCUUCAGCGCCCUCGCAACCUCGGACAAGCUCCAGCUCCUCUUCAGCAAGUAUCCCAAUCUCCCAAACCAGCUCCUCGAGAUCCACGCCGCGACCCAGCCUCCGCCGGAAGCCCCAGACGCUGCCACCAAGGCCAUACCUGCUUCACUCAUGAAGGGCCUUCCAGCGAAUAGUGGUAAAGCCACAUGGAAUCACGACAUUGGCAUCAAAAACGGAAAGGCAGCUCUGCGAAGGGCGCGGAAAGCUAGUGGCGAGGACGGCGAGGCGAUCCGAGAGUACACUGAGCUGAUACUGCACAUCAUGAACGAGACGGGCGAGAAGAAUAACGCCGCUGCGUUUGUGCAGCGACAGAUUGCUGAGCAAGACACGGCCCUUAUCGAGCGUCUACUUGCUGAGGACAGGCGUCACGAAUAA
This is a messenger RNA of Trichoderma virens Gv29-8, 633 nucleotides long. RefSeq lists its product as uncharacterized. Gene Ontology annotation, biological process: maturation of LSU-rRNA from tricistronic rRNA transcript (SSU-rRNA, 5.8S rRNA, LSU-rRNA); box C/D snoRNP assembly; snoRNA localization. The transcript has 3 exons. The coding region runs from base 1 to 633 and encodes 210 amino acids. NCBI's taxonomy places the organism in Eukaryota, Fungi, Ascomycota, Sordariomycetes, Hypocreales, Hypocreaceae. Gene Ontology annotation, cellular component: nucleus; pre-snoRNP complex. The record is from RefSeq and is a predicted model, not a curated record.